Molecule: messenger RNA, 631 nt
Organism: Antrostomus carolinensis (chuck-will's-widow)
Lineage: Eukaryota; Metazoa; Chordata; Aves; Caprimulgiformes; Caprimulgidae
Product: solute carrier family 22 member 14
Exons: 3
Biological process (GO): transmembrane transport
Molecular function (GO): transmembrane transporter activity
Source: RefSeq, a predicted model, not a curated record
AUGUCAAGCAUUGGGGAAAUUUUGAAAGCAGUUGGUGAUUUUGGGCCGUUUCAGAAAUGGCUGGUGCUUCUCACCUUGUUUCCGUGCCUCAGUGUGGCUUUCCACCAAUUUUGCCAACUUUUUAUGGUUCCACAAGUGCCUCAUCACUGUGACACCAGCUGGAUCCGCGCCAUCGGCCCCAACCUGACCGAGGAAGAGCAGCUGAACCUCACCCUGCCCCGGGACGCGGAUGGGGCGUACGAGCAGUGCUCCAUGUACUCACCGGUGGACUGGAACCUCAGCUCCAUCAUGGAGUAUGGUCUGAAUGCCACGGAGAAGUGCAGCAGUGGCUGGGUCUACCCCUCAGGAACACCACCAUCCCUGCUGACUGAGUUUGACCUGGUAUGUGACAGGAAGGACCUGAAUGACAUCUCCCAGUCUGUCUACAUGAUGGGGCUGUUCCUAGGAUCCAUGAUCUUUGGGCCACUAAGUGACAGGAUUGGCCGCCGGCCAGUCAUUCUGAUCUCCGUCUUCCUCCAGGGCUUGUUUGGUGUGGGAAUUGCCUUUGUGCCCCAUUUCUAUGUGUACAUGGCCUUCAGAUGUGUCGUGGGGGCUUCACUGUCAGGGAUCACCAUGACGAUACUGGCCUUGG